Dimorphilus gyrociliatus is the source of this 739-nucleotide messenger RNA. The record is from the annotation of a GenBank genome assembly. NCBI's taxonomy places the organism in Eukaryota, Metazoa, Annelida, Polychaeta, Dinophilidae.
CAUGACGUCUUUAUUACCUCAAGUUUUAUCAAUUCGGGCGGCCAAUAAACACCGUCCCGUUUCCCAAGAUUUGGUUCGCCGUCAAGAGAUUUUUUAUGGACCUCAACCGGGAACAGUUUUUACAACUGGCCGCUCGAAUACAUGGUUUGGCCGAUGGUAUCCCUCUCCCUCAGUAUUGGCUAAACGAAAUCCUCAAACCCCGGCAACCAGUAGAUGGAGCACAAGACAAGAACCUUCAAAGUUUCCACCAGCAAUUAAACAACGCCGAAAACAAAAAGAACGACCAGAAUCUUCUGUUAUUAAGUUAAGAAUGUUGGAUUCAGACGGAAAUAUUCAACAAGCUAUAGAGGGCCGUCUACAAAGAAUGGAAUUAACAAUGACACCAUGCUACUGUAUAGCUGCACCUUUUCGCCAAAGGCAGACAAAUGAAUUGACAAAUAUAUUUAAAAUGCCUUUUGUUCAAGAAUCUAAUGUUACAGUAAAACAAUUUCCAGCUGAUAUAUAUUCAAGAACCGAAACUGCUAAACAAGAUUUAUCUACAAACUUAAGACGCCUAGAAAAGCCGCGGCCAAGAAAGUUUAGUAUACCAGAAAGUCUCUUAACAAGUCGAUCAAAGACGGAGUCUAACAUUACUACUAAACUAGAAGGGGAAAAGAGAUCAGUUCACUUUAACGUACAUCAUGAAAUUCGCGAAUAUGAACCAUCUAAACCUGUUGCAGUUUCUAGUUUACGCUUUUAA